This is a messenger RNA of Medicago truncatula (barrel medic), 1061 nucleotides long. RefSeq lists its product as uncharacterized. The coding region runs from base 495 to 884 and encodes 129 amino acids. NCBI's taxonomy places the organism in Eukaryota, Viridiplantae, Streptophyta, Magnoliopsida, Fabales, Fabaceae. The record is from RefSeq and is a predicted model, not a curated record. The transcript has 4 exons.
CUAAAGCCAUGUAUACUCCAAACGCUUCAGCUGCUGUUGGAUCUGCAAAACCAUCCAUGCGCCAAGUUGCCGCUGCAAAUACUUCUCCAGAUGCAUCACGAACGAUAGCGCUUAAUCUCCAAGUGUUGGCUUCUGAUAGGAAGAGAUCCAAAGCUGACAAAACGAGGGUCUACGCAGAGUUUCUGUUUUUGUAAUACUUAUUGAUAAUACUGGGUCAACUUCUUUCAUUCUAUUUGAUCGCAUUGUAUAAUAGAGUUUGAGACGGUCUGCACCUUGGUGGAUGCCAUUGCUGAGGUGCAGUUUUUUUAGAUGUACAUUAUUUUGUUUAUCUAAUUCUGUCCUGCCAAUUUAUAUCGACAUUACGUAUAAACUAACUGAUAUAUAGAUUAUAUAUCGACAUUACAUAUUUAGCACGCAAUUUUUUAUUAUGUUUGCAAGGGGAACAUUAUUGGUAGCUAUCCUGAAGAGUUGAAUAUAUUUGUUGACAGGAGAAUAUGUUGUAUAAUGUUGAAGUUAAUGAUUCAAGUUUUUAUCGCAAUUGGCACAAUUAUACUAUCAAGAAAGUGACUGCUAAUGAUGAAAUCAUAAUACGAAUCAUUUCUCAGCAUGGAAUUAAUCCUGGAAAUGAUGAAGAAGCUGACUAUAUUGAAGUUGUAUCUAAGCUGCUAGAUAGCCAUCCUUUGGAUGUGAGUGAAGGCGCUGAGUCAAACAACAAGGAUGAUAGUAUGGUGGCUAAAUCGGUGCUGACACCGACUAACAAGGGAUUGGGAAAGAGAGGUUCUGAAUAUGUUGAAUCAUUGGAUGAUAUUGUUACUGCUGAAGGCGACACAUCUACCACUAAGGAACCAAUGAUUGUGUCUGUUAAGGUUGAAGAAGCUAAUUGACUAUCGUGCAAGAUUCAAAUUGUUAGUGUUAGUUAUGAUUGUGUUUUGUCGUUUCCUGUUUAAUUUCAAUUAGGCCCAAGUUAAACUAUCUUAUGUUUUGUUGUUUUCAAAUUCAACAUGCUUUAUAUGGUAUGUAAUUUUUGCAGUUUUAAUUAAUGUCUCUUUUGGAUUACCUUA